CACAAAAUAACACACACUUGACGGGGGAACGAGAUCUGCAAGAAACAAGUCUGGACCGGAUGCGACAAAGCGAUAGCCAUACAUAAAGUAACGAACGCCUACCCCGCCUUCCACGUCAAUGCGUUCAUUCUAACCCGCAUCUUGAGAAAGGGUCUCCGCGAGCUUUAUGUCCAAUGUGGAGGCAUCGACCAAGAACCAAGCUUCUGCGAGCUUGGAGGCUCGUUCAUCUAAACCAACACCGGAUGUGGGACUGUCCAUACCUGCGAGGGGAAACUCGCUAAGUCCCUCAUCGAAACCUUUGCCUUCGCUUCCACCUGCCAUCAUUACUAGACCGCCGCUGCUGGAUUCUGCCUUUGAGGGGAGUGAUGGAGCGUCACUACGAGGCCAGCGGCAAGGAAGUGGACGAAACUCACCCCGCGUGUCGAUAUCGCAGAAAAUGGAGGGAGGGGAGAAUAAAGGGGAUGCAGCCAGCUCGCUGCAACCGCUCUUAGCCCAGGCGCUGGCGCGGGCUGAGCUAGCGGUGAAAUUGGAUGGAGAGAGCAAAUACGUUGAAGCGUUGCAAGCAUACUGUGAUACGAUCCUCAUUUUUGAAAUGGUUUUAGAAAAAGCUGAUGAAGCGGCCUUGGGAAUUCAUGCGGACAGUGAAGGACGACGAGAGAACACACCUGUAUUGUUGAAGGAUGAUAGAAAAAGACUCAUUGAACUGCGGAACACCUACGUGCAACGUGUCGGGGUUUUGUUAUCGACCUUGCCAUCGGAAUACACGGCAUGGUACAAUGGCCGAGCCACAGCACGCCCACCGACAUCGCGAGCACCCAGUGCUGCAGAUAUCCGUUCCGCACGAGGUUCAAUGACUCCAUUUACCCCCAUGAACCCCUACGAAGCCAUGAUGAUGGCCGAUCCCUCAAUGGCGGAACCACCCGAACCACCACCAAAUAAUCCAGAGCUGCGGGUUUUCUGGCUCAUGCGGCUCUUGGCACGGUCAAUGACUACGGGCGGCUUCGUGACUAAUGGAUUAUACGUUCCGCGAGAGGUGUGGAUACAAAACGGAGCGAAAUUCACGGCAAUGGAGACAAAGGUCGCAGCGUGUAACGAAGUAAUUAAAGAACUGGAUAUUUUGGAUGAAAGAGAAAUUACGAAAACCGACGAAAUGGCACGAAAGCUCAUGUCUGUCCUCAAGUCUCUGGAACACGCCAAGAAAACCCUCUCAAAAAAACUCCGCUUUAUUGAACUCGACUCCAAAUCCGGCCCUUCUUCACCUCUUGUCACCGAAUCCAAUGUGUCCCUCGCCAGCACGUCGUCGUCCUCCGCGCCCAGCCUCCUAUCUCCCUCCCUCAUACCACUUGACCAGAAACAAAGCAGAUUUACAUCAUGGGGCUCAAAAUUAUCCAAAAGUAUGGAAAAGUUGACCAAGGAACGACCCGCGGACUCGAUUUUGUAUAUCGAGACGCUCCUGCGGUUCUUUUCGGCCGCAGGAAGGCUGGAGAAGGUGCUGAUUUACUAUUCCUCUUUGCCUCCUGUCCGGAAUGUACCUGUUGUUUUAGCGAGAGUGCGUGGGUGUGUGAGAUUGCUUUGGGGUGUCUUUUGUAUGUUUGUUGGAAGGGAUUUGGAGGCAUUAUUGGAACGGUUUUUGAAAAAGGGACGGCAGGUAGUGUGUCUGUAGCUGGCUUAGGGUUCAGUUUUGGCUGGGAUGUCUCAGCUCUAAGGCAGAACACAUCGAGAACUCGUUUUUCUUUUCUGCUGCCUGGAGUAGUAGGAGUGGACGGUGGAUUAGGAUCCGUGGAUUGUUAAGAUGGACGCUCGUCAUUUUAGAUGCAAGGUCCGGUUGCUGCGGUUAUAUCCGUUUUUUUUUGUUUGUUGCUUCUUUUUGUUAUGUUUGGAAGAACAGAGAUAUUUAUUCUUUAAAGACGACA
Spizellomyces punctatus DAOM BR117 is the source of this 1913-nucleotide messenger RNA. RefSeq lists its product as uncharacterized. The transcript has a single exon. Bases 167 to 1663 code for a protein of 498 amino acids. NCBI's taxonomy places the organism in Eukaryota, Fungi, Chytridiomycota, Chytridiomycetes, Spizellomycetales, Spizellomycetaceae. The record is from RefSeq and is a predicted model, not a curated record.